This is a messenger RNA of Parus major (Great Tit), 1639 nucleotides long. Its product is annotated as cholesterol side-chain cleavage enzyme, mitochondrial. The coding region runs from base 78 to 1337 and encodes 419 amino acids. Gene Ontology annotation, cellular component: mitochondrial inner membrane. The transcript has 8 exons. Gene Ontology annotation, biological process: C21-steroid hormone biosynthetic process; cortisol metabolic process; glucocorticoid biosynthetic process. The record is from RefSeq and is a predicted model, not a curated record. Lineage: Eukaryota; Metazoa; Chordata; Aves; Passeriformes; Paridae. Gene Ontology annotation, molecular function: monooxygenase activity; heme binding; iron ion binding.
GGUCCCGGGGGGCGGGAGCAUCUCUCCGGGCCCGGGAUAAGAGCGAGGCCGCCCCGUCCCUCCGGGCCACCCUCCCCAUGCUCGCCCUCCUCGCCGCCAAGCCCGGAGCCCUGCGGGGAUGUCCCCGCGCCGCAGCCGCGCGCUGUCGCCGGCUCGGCGGGACCGCCACCGCCGUCCCCUCGGCUGUCCCCUCGGCUGUCCCCUCGGCUGUCCCCUCGGCCCCCCGGCCCUUCAGCCAGGUACCGGGCGAGUGGCGAGCGGGCUGGCUCAACCUGUACCGCUUCUGGCAGGAGGGCGGCCUCACCAACCUGCACCUCAUCAUGGCCCGCAAGUUCCGACAGUUCGGGCCCAUCUACAGGGGUGGGGACAAGGACAGGGCCCGGUCCCUGGUUGUCACUUGCCCGUCCCCAGCCGUGUGCCACGUGCUGUACGGGCAGCGCCUGGGGCUGCUGCAGGACUUUGUGGAGCCCGAGGCCCAGCGCUUCAUCGAGGCCGUGUCGCGCAUGUUCCACACCACGGCGCCCAUGCUGCACCUGCCGCCCGCGCUGCUGCGCCGCCUCAACACCCGCACCUGGCGCCAGCACGUGCAGGCCUGGGAUGUCAUCUUCUGCCAGGCGGACAAGUGCAUCCAGAACGUGUACCGGGAGCUGCGGCUGCGGCACAGGAGUGCCCAGGAGCACGUGGGCAUCCUGGGCAACCUGAUCCUGCGCGCCCGGCUGCCCCUGGACGACAUCCGUGCCAGCGUCACCGAGAUGAUGGCCGGAGGGGUGGACACGACAUCCAUGACGCUGCAGUGGGCCCUGCUGGAGCUGGCGCGGGCCCCAGGUGUGCAGGAGCAGCUGCGGGCCGAGGUCCUGGCAGCCAAGAGAGAGGCUGGCGGUGACAGGGAGAAGAUGCUGAAAUCCACACGGCUGCUGAAGGCCGCCAUCAAGGAGACACUCAGGCUGCACCCGGUGGCCGUGACCCUGCAGAGGUACACCACGCACGAGGUCAUCCUGCAGGAAUACCGCAUCCCCGCCAGGACGCUGGUGCAGGUGGGGCUCUACGCCAUGGGCCGUGACCCCGCCGUGUUCCCCAAGCCGGAGCAGUUCUGGCCGCAGCGCUGGCUCAACGCCGGCCCCAAACACUUCCAGGGGCUCGGCUUCGGCUUCGGGCCGCGGCAGUGCCUGGGCCGCCGCAUCGCCGAGCUGGAGAUGCAGCUCUUCCUCAUGCAUAUCCUGGAGAACUUCAAGAUUGAAACCAUGAGGGCCGUGGAAAUCGGCACCAAGUUCGACCUCAUCCUGAUCCCGGACAAACCCAUCCAGCUGACCCUGCGGCCCCUGGAGUGCCCGGCGUGAGGAGCCCGGUGACGCCCCCACGUCCCGGCGGCUCUCGGUGGCCCCGGGAUGGCAUCUGGGGACAGCUGGGACGCUUUCAGGGCCGCAGCCUUGGCUGCCGCGUCCCUGCCUUGGCUCAAGGCCGCGCUUACGCCACGGGGGAGAUAAAGCGGGGCCACCCCACGGAGAGCGGGACGGGUGGGUGGGAGGGGUCCCUGCGCCUCCCCGGGGGUCCCCCCGAGCUCCCCUGACCCCCUGGAAUGUUCUGCUUCGCCUCCCAUCCCCUGUGCCGCUGAUCCAUGGAAAAGCUCCUCUGUGCCGGC